Thlaspi arvense is the source of this 702-nucleotide messenger RNA. Lineage: Eukaryota; Viridiplantae; Streptophyta; Magnoliopsida; Brassicales; Brassicaceae. The record is from the annotation of a GenBank genome assembly.
AUGGAUCAUAACUCUGUUUUCCCACUCGAUUCUCUGAAAGUCGAAAACGAGUAUGAUCCAGAUUCGUUCUACGCCAUGCUCAACCAGUUGCCUCCGCUGGAGUCUCUGCUAGAUACCGAAGAUCUGAAAGCAGAUGAAGGAUUGCAUUUUGAGUUUCAGUACCAUUGCUUUGAAGAUUUCUUCGAAAACAUGGAAGUGAAUAACACAUUGUCAUCUGAUAUUCUCAUGUUGACUCAAGAACCCUACUUCUCGAGUGACUCCUCUUCACCAGUGGCUGUCCAAAACAGCGAUUUUCUCGGUUCCAACGAGACGUGCCAAAAGAGAACACCGAAGAAGAGGAACACUCGUCGGACAAAGAGACAGGAGAAGUUGGAGAUGUCCGAGAUCAGAAAGUUCUUCGAUAGACCAAUCAUGAAAGCGGCUAAAGAGCUCAACGUUGGACUUACCGUGCUGAAGAAGCGUUGCAGGGAGCUUGGAAUUUACAGGUGGCCUCACCGGAAGCUCAAGAGUCUCAACUCUCUAAUUAAGAAUCUAAAGGGUGUUGGAAUGGAGGAGGAAGUGAAGAACUUGGAAGAGCAUAGGGUUCUUAUAGAGCAAGAACCUGAUGCUGAGCUAACUGAUGGAACAAAGAAGCUGAGACAAGCUUGUUUCAAAGCUAAUUACAAGAAAAGGAAAUCACUAGCCAAUGAUGAUUACUAUUAA